AGCUUGACCGCGGGUGCACCCUGGACCCCACCAUGGCUCCCAGCCACCGGCCCCCCAGCCCUGCCCUGGCGUCCGUGCUGCUGGCCUUGCUGCUGAGUGGUGCUGCCCGGGCUGCAGAGAUCGUGGGCGGACGCGAGGCGCAGCCACACUCCAGGCCCUACAUGGCCUCGCUGCAGAUGCGGAGGGACCUGGGCAGCCACUUCUGCGGGGGCACCUUGGUCCACCCCAGCUUCGUGCUGACGGCCGCGCACUGCCUGCAGGACAUGGAGCGGCGUGCCGUGCGUGGCAUUUUGAGGCAGUGGGUGUGUGGGAGGGUGGCCUGGGUGGCCACCGUGGCGUGGGAGCAGCGUCUCACUGCCAUCUGCCUUCUGCCCCAGCUGAACCGUCCGGCCAACCUCAGUGCCUCCGUCGCCACAGUCCAGCUGCCACAGCAGGACCAGCCAGUGCCCCACGGCACCCAGUGCCUGGCCAUGGGCUGGGGCCAAGUGGGCACCCACGACCCCCCAGCCCGGGUCCUGCAGGAGCUCAAUGUCACCGUGGUCACCUUCCUGUGCAGGCCACACAACGUGUGCACUUUCGUCCCUCGCCGUAGUGCUAGCAUCUGCUUUGGAGACUCAGGUGGGCCCCUGAUCUGUGACGGCGUCAUCCAGGGGGUAGACUCCUUUGUGAUCCGGGAAUGUGCCACCCGCCAGUUCCCCGACUUCUUCGCGCGGGUAGCCCUCUACGUGGACUGGAUCCGUUCCAUACUGCGCCGUGUGGGGGCGGAGGGCCGCCCCUGAGCCGCCCCUACAGCGCUGGCCGGGACCCGAGCCCGGCUGCAAACCCUCGAGGGGGAUCUUUGGACAGAAGCAGCUCUUCUCCGAACACUGCCUCCUCCACCCGGGUCCAGGACGGCCCCACCCGUCCCCCCACACUGCCUCCCUCGGGGCUCCGGGAGACAGGCCGGCCCUGCACCUCUCCCUGCCGUGACCUCAAUAAACGUUGAAACUCC
This is a messenger RNA of Mandrillus leucophaeus (drill), 991 nucleotides long. RefSeq names its product proteinase 3 (gene PRTN3). NCBI's taxonomy places the organism in Eukaryota, Metazoa, Chordata, Mammalia, Primates, Cercopithecidae. Gene Ontology annotation, biological process: proteolysis. The coding region runs from base 33 to 779 and encodes 248 amino acids. The record is from RefSeq and is a predicted model, not a curated record. The transcript has 4 exons. Gene Ontology annotation, molecular function: serine-type endopeptidase activity.